Trichoderma aggressivum f. europaeum is the source of this 1233-nucleotide messenger RNA. RefSeq lists its product as uncharacterized. NCBI's taxonomy places the organism in Eukaryota, Fungi, Ascomycota, Sordariomycetes, Hypocreales, Hypocreaceae. The record is from RefSeq and is a predicted model, not a curated record. Bases 1 to 1233 code for a protein of 410 amino acids. The transcript has a single exon.
AUGGCCCAAAGCAAGCUCACAAUCUUCGACCUUCCCCGCGAACUGCGCGAUGAGAUUUGGAUCCUCAUAGUGUCACACGACAUGCGCCUCCUCUCAGGACAGCACAUGCCUUCCGACAUAUACAAGACACCGAAAGAGGCUCGCCGGCACCUCACUGUGUUCAACCUCCUCCUCGUGAGCAAGGUGGUCAAGAGAGAAAUCAAAAAUGCAUUUCGCAAGCGCUGUAUAUUCACCUUUUACACCAGCACGCUUCUCUUGGCCCUUUUGGAGUACGGCCAUAGUUCUUGGGGUGGCUCCAAGCUCUUGUCAGACAACCGGGGAAUAACUUAUACCCCGACGCCCGAGAUCUUCUUUGAAAUGGGGCAUGUCAGCAUUUUCCCCAACGGUCCAGUAAACACCAGUCGAAGACGGGACGAUGCCUUUGUCUGGUGCUCAAAUGGGAGCCGGAGAAGGAAAACGUACAGUCACGCGGCUCGUCCGCCGGGAUGGAAGACUCUGGACCCUGGUGCUGCGCGGCUGCUCAAUUUCAUGCUCAAGUCCCCCUUGAAGCUGCGUAGCUUGGAGAUGUCGGCCAUCUUGCUGCUCAAUAUUCGUGUUGUGCGGCAGCUGAGGAGACUGCGAGGAGUCGACUUGCAUUUCGCAUUCAUACCAGACGAAAUCGAGCUCCCAGACAAUGAGCUGGCAAUUGAAGACAAAAAAUACCUGGUAAAGUGGCUCGCUGAGACUGCCGACACAAACAUCGUCUUGCCAAUCUAUAAAACGGAGUCAGGUGUUGAUCCUGUGUCAGUAGCGCCUCUCUCAUGCCUGGUCAUCGCUAUUCGCCGCGAAGUUGCAAGUAGUAGAGCCGUAUCACGAGCCGUUCGCGGUGAUGAGAAUCAAGUAGAUAGGGAUCCACCGCUUUGGAUCGACUUCGAUGAUGAGAGCAUUGCGACUACAAAAGAUAUAAUAGCGACUUAUACCAAGGCGUCCCUGUCGACGCCAACAUCAGGAUGGUAUAGAUAUUUGGCACGAAACCCCGGCGUCAUCUCUCUCGAGAUGGCUGAAGAGCCACGCCCUCGUGAGCCGCUCAAGCGAAAAAAGCUCAAACGCCAGCGGCAAGAAUGGGGAGCACGGGCUUGGGAUGACGAACGGUUUCGUGCUCAGCGGCUUCUACGCAGCGAAAACUUGGAUGUGCCAAGAGCGUUGAGGAUCUCCAACCUAGGUCUGGAGGACAUUGUUAUAGCCCAUAGAUAG